GUAUAUUACAGCUAACACUGACACAGAAGAGCAGAAUUUCCCGGUCGCUAAGGCUUUUAACACACACAUAGAGGAACUAAAGUUGGAUGUCCUCCUUCAGAAGGUAGACCAUUUACGGAUAAAUGAGUCUAGCAAAUUGGAGACUUUUGAGCUACUUUGUGACCACAAGGAAAAGUUUAGUGAAGAAAUAGAGUUUCUGUGGCGGCUUGUCCGUGCCUAUGGAGACAUGUAUGAUCUAUCUACAAAUACACAAGAAAAGAAACAUUAUGCUAAUAUUGGGAAAACAUUAGGAGAAAGAGCGGUCAUGAGGGCACCCAUGAAUGGACACUGCCAUCUGUGGUAUGCAGUUUUGUGUGGUUAUGUAUCUGAGUUUGAAGGCUUGCAAAACAAAAUUAACUGUGGACAUCUAUUCAAGGAGCAUCUAGAUAUAGCCAUCCAGCUCUUACCUGAAGAACCCUUUCUGUAUUACCUCAAGGGAAGAUAUUGUUAUACUGUCUCAAAACUCAGCUGGAUUGAGAAAAAAAUGGCUGCUACUCUGUUUGGGGAAAUACCAUCUUCAACGGUUCAUGAAGCUUUGCAUAACUUCCUUAAGACUGAAGAAUUGAAACCUGGUUAUUCUAUGUCCAACUACAUGUAUGUGGCCAAGUGUUACAUUGAUCUUGACGAAUCUCAAGAUGCUUGGAAAUUCUGUAACUUGGCAUUAUUGCUGCCUAUUAUUACCAAAGAGGACAGAGAUGCACAUAAAGAGGUGAAAAGAAUAAUCUGUUCUUUGAAGAGGUAAAUAAAAGACUUUAUUCUUCGGCAAUCCCAAUAUGGUCCUCUAGAGUUUUUCAGAAUUGUAUUUUUAUAGUCCUUUUGCCCUUAAUGUAAAGAUUAUGUGUUCUCAUUUGAUCUGAAAGUUAUAAUUGUGCUUUCUGCAGCAGCUGCACCAUAAAGCAAACCAUGUUAUUUGAAAACAGUAUGUAAUGUUAGUAUGUAAUGAUCCCUAAACAUGUGUGCUUCAUUUUUUUCAUGUCAAUAAACUACAGCCUUUAGAAUAUUUGUAUAACAAAUACUUAAAUCAAUCUAACAAAAUCCACCCUAAUGAAUGUUAUCAUUGUUUCAAUAGAAUUUAUAAAAUAAAAUAAAAUAAUUUCAUUCCUAAGGAUGAAAUGUAAGUACUGGGCGCAGUGGGUAGAAAAGGAAGAACAGAAAAGGCAUAGCUAAUAAUCAGAGAAAUGUAAAUACAAUUACAAUAAAAUACUGCUUAAUAUCAAA
Molecule: messenger RNA, 1257 nt
Organism: Cricetulus griseus (Chinese hamster)
Lineage: Eukaryota; Metazoa; Chordata; Mammalia; Rodentia; Cricetidae
Source: RefSeq, a predicted model, not a curated record